GGGGGGUGAGGCUAACCCGGACCGCUAACCCAAACCCCCUCGAGUCCAAUCCAGCGAAAACCCCGAACCCUAAUACCGACUCGAGCCGAUCCCCCAUCUCCGAUCCGGAUCCGAUGCUUCCUAUGGUCGACGACCCCUCCGCGGCGGCCGGCGCCGCCGCCUCCUCCUCCUUCCCCGACGCGGACGCCUAUGGCAACGGGGACUCCGAAGACAUCGACUUCCCGGUCGAUCCAAUCCCCAACCCUCCCUUCUCCUCCUCCGCCACCGUCCCGGCCCCUGCCUCCGCCGCCGCCGCGGUCGGGGAGCGGCGGCCCCUGUUCCAGCGGCUGUGGACGGAGGAGGACGAGAUCGUGAUCCUGCGCGCGUUCGCCGAGUUCACGGCGCAGCGGGGCACGGCGUUCGCGUCCCACCAGUACGACACGGAACCCUUCUACGAGGAGAUGCGCCGCCGCCUCCAGCUCGACUUCUCCAAGAGCCAGCUCGCAGAGAAGCUCCGCCGCCUCAAGCGCAAGUACCGCAACUGCGUCGAGCGCCUCCGCGGCUCCGGCGCCUCCUUCACCUUCCGCUCCCCCCACGAGCAGGCCGUCUUCGAGAUCGCCCGUAACAUCUGGCGCCCCUCCUCCGACAAGCACGGCCGCGACCCCUCCGCCGGCGACUCCGACGACGACGCCACCGUCACCGCCACGAAUGCCGGCGCCAACGGAGACGCCAAGUCCCCUUCUUCCUCAAGAGCGCAGCGCCGCGUCCGCCGCAGGCGCACGGCUGACUGCACUGCCGAUGCGACCGAGGUUCCGCAGCCGUACACGCCGUCGACUAUGCCUGUGAAGACGGAGGAGUCGCUCCCGGCAUUCUUCCCCCAGGUAUCCAUGGACGGCGCCGAGCAUGUCGUGCCGCCAGCUGCGCAACCAGCGGCCAACACGGAGAGCAGCGUCCUGACGCCUCUCUUCAAGGAAAUGGUCCGUGCCAUGCUAGGCAUGGGUGGCUGCCCGUCCCCGCUGGGCCUCGGUGCGAAGGUGCCUGAGCCGCCAUCUGCAAUUCUUGGGAUACCGAUGGAGGGGGAGAAGUGGAGGCAGCAGCGGAUUCUCGAGCUGGAGGUGUACUUGCGUCGGAUCGACCUGCUGCAGGACGAGGUGAAGUCGGCGCUGGAGGAGCUCAAGGCCACACCGGCAGCCACAUGAUCAUAAUGCUACUGCUAUGCAUCUGGGAGGUCACUCUUGUUUCAUCUUCACCAUUCUUGGUUUAAUUGCAGUUAGGGCCAGAUACCGUCCAUAAAAAAAAAAUUAGAGUCUGCUCUAAACGCAGGAAUUUCGUAGGGAUCGCUCUUGUUCCUGGAGAAGAAAAAAAAAAGCCUACCUUCCUGGUAGCUCUGUUAGGCUUGGGUAGUAGAUUAAUUUAUGUGGUUACGAUUGCCAGUUUAUGUCGUUCAGAUUGUCGAUCAGAUUCGCUUCUUUUUUUUCUUGUCACUAUUUUUGAUAUAUAUUUAUAUAUAUGAUCAUGAAUAAAUAUUAAGUUUUGCAAA
Brachypodium distachyon (stiff brome) is the source of this 1519-nucleotide messenger RNA. Its product is annotated as probable transcription factor At3g04930. Bases 114 to 1178 code for a protein of 354 amino acids. Gene Ontology annotation, cellular component: nucleus. Lineage: Eukaryota; Viridiplantae; Streptophyta; Magnoliopsida; Poales; Poaceae. Gene Ontology annotation, biological process: regulation of DNA-templated transcription. The transcript has a single exon. The record is from RefSeq and is a predicted model, not a curated record.